Molecule: messenger RNA, 567 nt
Organism: Medioppia subpectinata
Lineage: Eukaryota; Metazoa; Arthropoda; Arachnida; Sarcoptiformes; Oppiidae
Source: the annotation of a GenBank genome assembly
AUGUUGUUUAAUAUACUGGACAUUUGUACCGUCAAGAAAAACAAUAGGCUAGAGAUCAAGGAAGAGCUACAGGAGCUGUCAUUAAGUGAGGCCAGAGUUAUACUCUUGUAUUCAACCAAAGAAGAGGCCCAAGAGAUCAUCGCCGCCGCCGAAGAGCUCAAAAUGACCGGAAAGAACUACAUGUGGAUCGUCACACAGAGCGUUUUGGGCGGCGCCGCCGACUACGCCCCUGGUGAAUUUCCGCCCGGAAUGUUAGGCGUUCAUUUCAAUACAACACACCAACGAUUGUUAGAUGAGAUCGAGAGAGCGGUCACUAUAUUUGGACACGGAUUGGAGCUGUUUGUGAACGACGCCAGGAAUCUGAACCUAAGCCUAUCGCCAAACCUGAGCUGCAAUGGAUCGGCAGAAACGCGUUGGAGUCGAGGAGACAUAUUUUUCAAUUAUUUGCGAAAUAUAAGCGUUAAGACAAAGUAUGGCAGACCUAACCUGGAAUUCAAUGCCGACGGGACUCUCAAAUAUGUUGAGCUCGAUAUCAUGAAUCUCAACAACAUAGGCAUGUGGGAUAAG